Molecule: messenger RNA, 1483 nt
Organism: Miniopterus natalensis
Lineage: Eukaryota; Metazoa; Chordata; Mammalia; Chiroptera; Miniopteridae
Source: RefSeq, a predicted model, not a curated record
AUGGGGAACAAGCUGACCUGCUGCCUGAAGCCCGGUGCCAGCCCCCGGCUGCGCUGGCGCUCUGGGCGGGUGAGCCGGGAGGAUGAGUCUGAUGUCUGUGCGGCGGGUGCCGGGAACUCGGGGGCGGCACCCUCAGCCGCCACUGCCCCGGGACCUGCCGAGCUGGAUCUCCGAGCCUGCGAAGGCCGCCGCGUGCUGCACCUCUGCGACCUGGAAAUGCCCGAAGAGUUGGCUUCAGACUUAAUACCUUCCGACCAUCCGAGGGCAAGCACAAUUUUCCUGGAGAAAUCUCAAGUGGAUGUGCGAGGAAAGAGAAGAAAGAACUAUUCAUACCAUCCUGGCAUUAGCAAUAUAUUACCAUAUAAAGAACAGCAAGAAACAGUUCCAGAGGAAUACUUUAAUCAGAAUCCUGAUCCCGAAUCUAUUUACAGAUUUAUUCAUCCUUUUUUCAGUGCCACAAAGCUAACAGCUGAAUAUGCAAUAACAACUUUGGUUUACUUAGAAAGACUUGUAGUUUAUGCUGAGAUCGACAUUUGCCCCACAAACUGGAAAAGAAUUGUUUUGGGAGCCAUUCUUCUUGCCUCCAAGUAUUUGCAUGAUCUGGCUAUAUGGAAUUCGGACUUCUGCCAAAUUAUCAAGGGCAUUACAGUCAAGGACAUAAAUGAGAUGGAAAGGCAAUAUUUAUAUUUACUACAGUUUCAUCUUAAUGUCUCUGCCAGUGUCUAUGCCAAAUACUAUUUUGACCUUCGGUCCUUAGCAGGUGACCAUGGACUGCCUAUUGUAUUUGCUCCUCUGCGAAAAGGAAGAGCACAGACCCUAGAGGCCAUUUCCAGAUAUUGUGAAAACAAAAACCUGUGCAGGGUGGCUAUAAAAAAAUGUAGCAGCUGUGAUAAUUUGACUGAUAAGCAGUGUGCCAAUGCCAUCUUAUCUUAAAAGAGAAAUGAGCGGUUGGGACAUAAUGGGCCCCUCAUCUACAACUACUGGAGAAAUAUCACCUCUCCUGCUCAAGAACCAGCAAAGCUAGUAUUUCUUCACAAGGAAGAAAUGAGGGGUUGUAAUAUUAUAAGCCCCUCAUCUACAAAGUAAAGGACUAAAAAAAGAUAUCGCCUUUCCUGCUCAAAAAUCAGCAAAGUUAGUAUUUCCUCUCUUAAGGAAGAAAUGAGAGAAAUCAUAAGCUUCUCAUCUACACACACACACACAUAAAGACCUGGAGAUAUAUCACCUUUCCUGCUCAAAAACAAGCAAAGUUAGUAUUCUUUUCUUACAAAAAAGAAAAAAUGAAGGGUUAUAACUUCAUGAACCCUCAUCUACAAGGACAUGGACUGGAGAAAUAUCACCAUUCCUGCUCAAAACCUAGAAAAAUAUUUCCUAUCUUAAGAAAGAAAUGAGGUAAUAUUGUGAGCCCCUCAUCUACAAAAAGAACUGGAAAAAUAUCAACUUAUUGCUCAAAACCAGCAAAGUUAUUAUCUCUACUCUUUUUUAA